Messenger RNA from Nematolebias whitei (Rio pearlfish), 2212 nucleotides. Its product is annotated as zinc finger protein 526. Lineage: Eukaryota; Metazoa; Chordata; Actinopteri; Cyprinodontiformes; Rivulidae. The transcript has 9 exons. Gene Ontology annotation, biological process: regulation of transcription by RNA polymerase II. The record is from RefSeq and is a predicted model, not a curated record. Gene Ontology annotation, molecular function: DNA-binding transcription factor activity, RNA polymerase II-specific; RNA polymerase II transcription regulatory region sequence-specific DNA binding. The coding region runs from base 257 to 2212 and encodes 651 amino acids. Gene Ontology annotation, cellular component: nucleus.
AUCACAAGAAUGAGGCAAUCGGACUAACAGAAACACCUGUAUAAACUACGAGUGACGGCUACACGAAGAAUUGUUCAACCGGAGUAAAUGAGCGGGAGCGGUACGAGUAAAGAAGGGCCCGCCGUCGAAUCCGUAGAGCUGCGGGCAAAAGUGGGUAGCGCCGCCUGACGGACCGCCCGAUAAACCGGCUGCCGCUGUCAGGAAACCGCGGUGCCUAGAAACAGGCACAAGGCCGCACACACACAGACACCCUGUCAUGAUGGCGGAGCUGGGGCAGGAGGAGGCAGAGGACAUGGUUGUGGAGCACCAGUACAUGUGCAGUGAGUGCCAACAGCUCUUCAACACCCUCGAGGAGGUGCUGGUCCACCAGCAGAUUCAUACGGGCCAAGAUGUGGAGGGUGAGGCUGUCCCAGAGAUUGGACACAGUCAGCAGUACCAGUGCUUGGAGUGCGGGAGCCUCCUUGUAAACGCAGAGGAGCUGCUGCUGCAUCAGGAGAUGCACAUGAGAGAGGCUGGGAUGGAGAUGGAGCAACAAGAGUUGUGUGAGGUUGUGGAGAUGGAAGGAGCCAACUCAGAGGCUCAGGGUUCAGGACCUGUUCAUUACCAGUGUCUUGACUGUCUGGCUCUGUUUGACUCAUCUGAGACCUGGCUGGAGCACCGGCGAACCCACAGCAGGAGCAGCACACAUAGUAACGCACAGGAGACACAGGAGUAUGUGGUACAGCCGGACGGCUCGGUGACUCCUCUGAACAGCGUGCAGAACUUUGUGCUGAGUGAGCAGCAGGCUGGAGAAAUCUUGGCACAGGUUCUUGCACACCAGAAGCAGCAACAACAACCGAAGAAACGUUUGUCUGUCUCUAAAUCCCCCCGCUCCUACCUGCUGCCCCCAGUCACUCCGGCUCCAGGCUCUGCCACCAUGCACCUGCAGAUCCUCACAGCUCAGGCUCUGGCUGACAGCUCCACCUCUCUAAGUCCGCAUCGCUACAAGCAGCCACCUCUGCUGUUUGUAGGCCAGAGCUCUCUAACAAAGCCUGUGCUUCUGGAAAAUGGAGCUCAGAGAAUCGAGUUGAGGCUGGCCCCUGCUGUGCACACUGACCACCAGCAGCAGCAAACAGAAUUGGUAGUCGUCCACCCUUACGAAUGCUCAGAAUGCUCCCUUCUCUUCCACACCCCUGAGGACUUCCUCCGGCACCAAGGAGAGCACUUCCUGGGCCAGGAUAAAGAGAGUGGAGGGCGGGGGGUCAUGACUGGCCUUGAGGAGAUGCGAGGAAGGGAAGAGCUUGCAGAAAAAGUCGAGAACAUGAGGAGCAGGGGAAUGGAGAAAAAAGCGGUGGUACUGGCCAAAACCCUGCAGUGUGAGCUCUGCAGCCGCACCUUCACCUCAGUCAACCGGCUGACUGCUCACCAGCGUGUGCACGAGGAGGGCACGCACAAAUGCACUGACUGCGGCAAGUUGUUCAAGAAGGCCACGUCACUGCAGACGCACAUGCGCACACACUCCGGUGUCGCACGCUAUCUGUGUGUGGACUGUGGUGGUGGCUUCACCACUGAGAUGACCCUCAUCAUGCACAGGAAGUCACAUGUUGCAGAUCCUUUCCAUAAGUGUCAGUUCUGCAACAAAACCUUCACCAACAUGACCAAGUACCUCUACCACCGUCGCACUCACCUCAACCACGAUACAUCUGACACAGCCACUCCUGUUUUCGUGGCUUCACCUCCAAGAAGAGCAUCUGCCACAUCUCUUGCCAUCCUGCAGAGAGCAAGAGAGAUGAAAAUCUCCCACCUGCUGUCUCUUUCGGAGAAAGAGAUGGUAACAUUGGAGAAUCCAAAUGAAAUUGCCUCUAACCAAAUGGACACAAGUAAGAUGAAGCUGGAGGAUGGUGAAAUGCAGGUGUCUGAGCCAGCCCAAGGAAGCGCUGAAGAAAACAAACAGGUGGAAACUAAAGAUGCCUUUAUUUCAAAUUCUGUUUCUUUGGAUGACAGCAGAGUUAUGACGAGCUCUGCUGUCACAGGAGAAGCUGCUUCGACCAUCUGCUGCUGGCACAUCAUCGGCGCCAGUCUCACACCCUUCAGCGCAGGUUUAUGUGCGGAAUUUGCGGCAAGUCUUUUAAGAAGCAGAUCCAUGUGCAAAACCACAUACGAAUACAUACUGGUGAGAAGCCCUUCCAGUGUUCUGACUGUGGGAAGACCUUCUCACUACUGGCCAAUCUGA